GAAAUAUUUGCUGUGUCUCAGGGGAUUGUAGGAAUACGAGGAGUUUUCAGCAACAAAUUUUUAGCGAUGUCAAAAAAAGGAAAACUCCAUGCAAGUGCCCGGUUCACAGCAGACUGCCAGUUUCGGGAGCGCUUCCAGGAGAACAGCUACAACACCUAUGCCUCAGCUGUCCACCGCAGCCCGCGCUCGGGCCGCCAGUGGUAUGUGGCACUCAACAAGAGGGGCAAAGCCAAGCGGGGCUGCAGCCCCCGUGCCCGGCCCCAGCACGUCUCCACGCACUUCCUCCCACGCUUUUGGCAGCCCCAGCCCCCCGAGCUCGCCUUCACUGUCACCCUCCCUGAAAAGAAGCCACCACCACCACCGAAACUGAAGGUCGCCCCAUCUCCGCCUCGGAAAAACCCCGGCCCUGUCAAGUACCGGCUGAAGUUUCGCUUCGGGUAGUGUGCCAUGACGAGGAUGCUGGUGCAGGAGAGAUGGGGCACCUGGGCAGCUUUUGGGGGUGACCCUGUGGGACACCUGAGUUCACCCUCUCUGGACAGAUGCAGGGAGGGUCUGGGUAGCUGUAUUGGGCUUGGGGUCUUAUCUUCACCCCAGAGCCCAGACAAGCAUCCUCAGAGGCGUUGCUGGGAUGACAUAACUUGGGCUUUCCAAAGACUAUUCCUGUGGUGAACAGAAAACAUUUGAUGGACCUUGGGUUAACUUUCUGUUGUUGAACGAAGCAGAAAGUACCUCUAUGGUGAACGUAUUUUCCUACCUUAUUUUCACUAGUGACUCUUUUGACAAUCAUUUUCAUACAAGCGAUAAGUUCAGAGCCAACCUAUUGGGUUUUUUUUUCCUGUUUUUUUUCCUCUCCUUUUUGCUGCACUUUUUUCCUCUGACCAUACCUCAGACACUGUAUAUCCACUGUAUAUCUACCCCUUUCCCUUCUCUUACAAACCAGCUUCUCCCUUCCACAACAAAACAAGACCAAGUUCGACCAAUUAAUUCACCUUAUCUGUGGUGCAAGGGCAUCUUAAAACUCUUUGUUGGCAAUAAUAGAUUUUUUUUUUUUUUGAGAGAGAGAGUUGCAGGCUUGGGGAGGGUGGCUGUUUGCAGCCUCGCUCCUGGUGGUCUCCCUCGUUCUUCACUGGACAGCUGGAGGAGCAAGUCUCUUCCUGUCCAUCAAAGUAUGGCUUCGAUGUCUGUGUUUAAAAUACCUCUGCCCUGGCCCCAUGGCAUUCCUGCUUUCAUGGGGAGGGAGCUGGGCUGAGACCCCUCCCUGGGGGGUGACUGGGGGGAGCCCCUCUGCACCCCUGUUCCCAGGGGAUGGGGAUGCCUUUGGCCCCUGGGUGCCCAAUGUUUUUUCUUCCAACAGUUUGUGCUGCUGAUUUAUGUUAUCAUUCACAGUACACUUACAGAGGGGGGGAAAGGGUUUUAUUUUAUAGUGAGUAUGGCAACGUGGCAAUAAAUGCUAUUACAGCUACUUCUACCUUUGGAAGUAUUUUUUCCCACUUACGUUGCCCUAUGGCCCUAACUCUCAAAUUGUUUCUCUGUUGUGGUGUUAUCUGUGGAGUAAUUGUGCGUAUGGAGUUUUUAAUUGGCAUUUCGCUGUGUUGCAUACAUACAGAAAAUGGUAGCAUUGAACCUCACCAGUUAAGCCUUAAUAUGAGCCCAGGUGGACUCGCAUUAGCAAAACCCCUCCCAGCCUAGCCCUGCUAGUGUCGAGCAGCAAUAAUGAGGGCAGGCAGCGCUGCCGAUCCUUUUCUCCAAAUCUGGUCAUGGUACAAAUGGCUAUUUCCAUUGAAAUUGUGGUUCUUUGCCCAUCAUUUUUCAGGGCAGCCCCUGGCCAGAUGCAUCCACUCCAUGCUGCAGGAAAUGCUUUUGCACAAGGGCACAUGCUCCAUGUGUGGGGAUGGAUGGGAGGCUGGAAUAAAAUA
Molecule: messenger RNA, 1916 nt
Organism: Athene cunicularia (burrowing owl)
Lineage: Eukaryota; Metazoa; Chordata; Aves; Strigiformes; Strigidae
Gene: FGF5
Product: fibroblast growth factor 5
Exons: 2
Coding region: 67-441 (124 amino acids)
Biological process (GO): fibroblast growth factor receptor signaling pathway; regulation of cell migration; positive regulation of gene expression
Cellular component (GO): cytoplasm
Molecular function (GO): fibroblast growth factor receptor binding; growth factor activity
Source: RefSeq, a predicted model, not a curated record